Trichobilharzia szidati is the source of this 459-nucleotide messenger RNA. The record is from the annotation of a GenBank genome assembly. Lineage: Eukaryota; Metazoa; Platyhelminthes; Trematoda; Strigeidida; Schistosomatidae.
AUGUACAAAAUGAGUCACAAUGAUAGGUGUGAAUCUGUAUUGAAGGGUUUCAAACUAAAUUGGAUGAACUUGCGUGACGCUGAUUCAGGGAAAAUUUUAUGGCAGAGCACCGAUGAUUUUUCUGUCCCAGACGUUGAACAUGCGGCUCAUGUCCCGAAGAGAAUACUCAAAUGUAAAUCGGUUUCCCGUGAAAUCAAUUUUUCUUCGGAAGAAUCACUUGAGAAUUUCUGGCUUGAACAAGAGGUUCUGUUUAAGGAUCAGCCUAUUGAAAACUGGAGUUUUGAAUUUGGUUUUGUAAUACCAGGUUCAACGAAUACAUGGCAAUCGUUAAUACAAUCCGAUUCAGCUGAUCGAAUGAUUCCAGCUAAAGUAUUAAGUGGUAAUGUAGUUAUCGUGACACACUUUUAUGAUGGUGACCUGUUAAUUAGCAAAUCUAGAGUGAGAAUAUUUUACGUAUGA